AAUCAAGUGGUAAGAUAAUCCGGAAACAAUGACAAUAUCCUAUGACGAGGAGUUCUCCUCGUUGAUGCUCCGAUGGAGAGGAUCCAUUUGGAAGGCUGUGCUCAAGGAUCUCAUUGGUUUCUAUAUUGCAUAUUAUAUUGUGCUCGCUUUUCAGUGGUAUUUAUUGGAUGAGAAAGGUAAAGAAUACUUCACUGGAUGGAUUAUGUGGUGUGAAAUUGGAGCACAGUACAUUCCACUUUCAUUCUUACUUGGUUUUUUCGUUUCUCUUAUCGUUGCGAGAUGGUGGGAACAGUUCAAUUGUAUCUCUUGGCCUGACAAGAUGAUGAUUAUGGUUUCCGCAUGCCUUCCCGGCAACGAAAACAUGGUGGUCCGUCAAACAAUUGCUCGUUGGAGCAGUCUCCAAGCAGCAAUUGCAUGGUCCGGUGUUUCAGUGAAGACGCUGAAACGAUUCCCGACUGAACGGCACAUGGUUGCAUCAAAAUUGAUGACUGAAGAGGAAUACGAUUUGUAUAUGAACACAGAUGCUCCACAUGGAAAGUGGUUUAUUCCAAUUUUAUGGAUUGUUAAUUUAAUUAAGAAACAGAAACAAAAAGGAAUUAUUGAUUCGAUUCAAAUGGAUAUGCUCCUCAAACAGGUCUACAGUUAUCGUGAUGGAUUUGCUAUGCUCUUCGUUUACGAUUGGAUCAAAAUUCCACUCGUGUAUACUCAAGUUGUUGCCAUUGCCACAUAUGGUUACUUCUUUAUUUGUCUUAUUGGAAGACAGCCAAAACUUGAUCAAAGAAGUAUGGAAAAGGAAAUCACUAUUCUUUUCCCUAUUUUCACAACUUUCCAAAUGCUUUUCUACCUUGGUUGGUUGAAGGUCGGACAGUAUCUUAUGAAUCCAUUUGGAGAAGACGAUGAUGAUUUUGAGCUGAACUACGUUCUUGACAGAAAUACAGCUAUUGCUCACAUGAUGGCUUCUGAACUUUCUGAUCAACUUCCAUCAAUUGGAGCUCCAAUGGUUCCAGCAGUUCCACAUACAAGAGCUUCUUUCAAAAUUCAGGAUGUGAUACCUAAAUCUCAUCUUGCCGGUUUUAAGCUUUCUGAAGCUGAGAUGAAAUUAAUUAAGCCAGAAGAUUUAGAAGAGCAUGAAAGAUUGAUGGAAGAAACAAAAGUAACUAAUAGACAAAGACUUGGAACUCUUGUUAGAGCUCUUGAAAAGAAAAGUCGUACAAAUGCUACUAUUAAUGAAGAUGACGAGGAGUAAGAGAAAGCCACUGGAAACUUUUUAGACUUAUAUAUUAUCCUUCAAAUCGUUUCAAUCAUCCACAUGAUCACUUCUUAUUGCCAAAGUUCUUAAUAAUUUGUUAAUUGUAAUAUGGUUUUUUUCUUUUUAAAUCCGUUGGAUAAAUCUUUGAAAA
Messenger RNA from Caenorhabditis elegans, 1400 nucleotides. It is a transcript of the gene best-14, whose product is annotated as Bestrophin homolog 14. Gene Ontology annotation, biological process: transmembrane transport. Gene Ontology annotation, molecular function: chloride channel activity. Lineage: Eukaryota; Metazoa; Nematoda; Chromadorea; Rhabditida; Rhabditidae. The record is from RefSeq and is marked reviewed. Gene Ontology annotation, cellular component: membrane. The transcript is spliced from 6 exons. Bases 29 to 1246 code for a protein of 405 amino acids.